Molecule: messenger RNA, 1170 nt
Organism: Fusarium musae
Lineage: Eukaryota; Fungi; Ascomycota; Sordariomycetes; Hypocreales; Nectriaceae
Exons: 2
Coding region: 1-1170 (389 amino acids)
Source: RefSeq, a predicted model, not a curated record
AUGCGAGAACACCACCUGUACGUUACCUCGCUGGAGGAGUACGAGCCAAAUCGUGAAUUCGUUGGGCGGAAUUUUAAUGCAGGCGAAGUCGUUCAACUCGUGCUAAAGUCGCCUAUUACUGGCCGCUGGUUACCAUUCAACUAUGUGCAAAUGGUCAUGAUGCAUGAGCUGGCACAUUGCAAGCAAAUGAAUCAUUCAAGAGCAUUCUGGACCGUUCGAAACUUGUACGCUUCUCGGAUGCACGAGCUUUGGUCCAAAAACUAUACCGGAGACGGCCUCUGGGGAAGGGGUGCUAACCUUGCCACUGGUGAAUGGGAAAAGAAUAGCGUGCUGGCUGAUGAGGUUCUACCAGAGCAUCUUUGCGGAGGUACUUACAGAUCACGUCGCAAGAGACGGGUCAAGCCACAACUGUCUUACCAAGAGCGAAAGGAAAGGCGAGUCUUAAAGAAGUUUGGCAAGAAUGGGGUUGCUCUCGGUGCCGAUGAAGAAGAAAAGGUCAAGUUGGAGAGUGGCAGGAAGAUUCAAGCAAAACCUCGGGUUGCUGGAAGCAUGAGAGGACGCGAGCUCCGAGCGGCCGCGGCACUCGCUCGCUUCGAAAAGCAAAAGACAGAGCUCGAGACUCUCAAAGAUAAUGACGAGACAGAUUCCGGGAGUGGCAGCGAAUUUGAGGAUCAGCCUGGAGAAGAUUCUAGGGAUGCUGUCGAUGUGAAUGGUAAGAAACUACUUGAUGGACAAGGCCACGGCAUGGUCAAAGUCUGUGACGAUGAGGAUGGAGAUGAUCCUGGGGCCGAGGAUGAGUGUCGAGAGCUUCAAAGAAUGAUUAGGAGCAUCAAACGGGAGUCGCCUGAGCCGCAAGUUACAGAACCACCUCAAGAACCUAGGCCUCAGGUUCUCAACAACCAAUCACCGCCAACAGCGGUACCUGCUAGUACUGUCAAGGCAGAACCUGUCAGAGGAUCUAAACAGCUCAAGAUACCAACGGCAUCGAUAGCCAGUGCAACAGCCACGAUCGGGUCCCGAGUUUCGCCCCCUCGAGGUUCAGCUCAGCCAGUCGAAUCGACAAGCAACCAGGCACGCUCUGGCGGAACUUGCUCCAUGUGCUCUUACGACAAUUCUGGUUUAUCACUUACAUGUGCAAUGCUCGUGGCAGUGUUCAAGCGACGCGUGUAA